This is a messenger RNA of Aureobasidium musti, 5811 nucleotides long. NCBI's taxonomy places the organism in Eukaryota, Fungi, Ascomycota, Dothideomycetes, Dothideales, Saccotheciaceae. The record is from the annotation of a GenBank genome assembly.
AUGGCCGAUUCGCCAAACCCGACAAUGUUGGCUCCGCCUGCCGUUGUCGCUUUGAAAGAGGAGGCGGUCGGAACAAAGGACACCGCAUACAGAGGUACCAUGGAAAGGACUGUCAGCAUGGACAUCAGAGAAGAACGCGAAGACCUCAAAAGAGCCGCAGAACAGUCGCUCAACGCAAUCAUGGACCUCAAUUUGGAUGGAACCAUUCGCUGGGCGAGCCCCUCUUGGAAGGAUCUCAGCGGAGUUGACCCGGAGUCGAUAGUCGGAAAGACCAUGUCUGAUAUCAUUGUCGACCACAAGAACAUAUUCACAGAUGCCAUUGCUCUUAUGAAGAAUGACGAUACAAAGAGCCGCAUCAUUCGCUUCGCAAUUGCAUACCAACUACCUGUUGGUGCGAGUCCUGAAGUCACUAUCGAGAGCCCACAUGCUGAACCGGUGGCUUUCGACACUCAUCCCGAGGAUCAAGACAGCCACCAACAUCUCGUAAACCUUGAGGCUCAAGGCAUCAUGGUCUACGAAAGGGCCACUGGGGAGGAGAGUCAUACAAUGUGGAUGAUCAAGCCUGCAGUCCAUCGCGAGAUAACUAUCGACCUCCCAGACGUCCUUGCAGAGUCCUUAGGAAUUGGUGCUCAUGUGUUGGCGCAAUAUUUGACCCAUUUGGCCGAGAUCGGCAGUGACGACCCAGCUGAUCAUCCACCCCCGCCUCCAGUACUAUGCCGUAUUUGCGAGCGUCAAAUCACCCCGUGGUGGUUCGAAAAGCAUACCGAGUUAUGCAUGCAGGAGCAUAAAGCAGAGAUGGAUGUUCAGAUCGCCCAGGAAAACUUAACCGAGCACCGUGCUGCCAUUGUCAAAGUUCUAGAUGCCUUGGAAGCACAAACUCGCCAUUCUCGCCCUGGACCCCAUGACUCGGGCUCUCCCUUACCCACUCCAUUGUGUGAUUACAAAGGACAUCCAAUUGGACCUGCUUCUCAGCCUUCAUCAGGGCCAUCAUCUGGUCGUGCAUCACCUGCUGGUCCUCAACUGAAAGCACGGAGUUCUUCUCGAUCUGGUUUGAACCAUCAAAGAGCCCGCUCUUUUGCUGUCAGACGUCCUCUGGCCCGUGUCGUUGAGCUCAUCCUCGAUCUUUGUGACACUGCUCUGGAAAUCAGCCCACCAGCUGUCAAAGAUAGCACUCAGGAUGGCGAGAUAAGGACUCAAUCACCCCAGUCUGAAGGUAGAAUAUCACAGGUAUUGCAAUGGCAGCCUCCAAACACGAGUACCGUGGAUAACGAACUCGGUCUCGCGCUGCUUGCUGAGGACACUUCAGGCUUUUGCAAAGCCAAAGUUGAAGCCAUUUUCCGCCACCGACGUAUAUUGGAGUAUUCUGAGCGCCUUCGCAUCGAGUUUCACAUACUUGUACAGGAGUGCAUCGACGAGGCUGUGGCCAAGGCUGCACGCAUAGCCAAUGGCGAACUUAGUGACUCCAGCGAAUCAUCCUCUUCUGUUGACAUGGAGAACGAGGAAGAAUAUGAGAAUGAAGAUCAAGACAAGUUCAGUCAGAUUGGAGAUGCCAUGUCUGAUAUAGAUGGCCCACCUCCACGCCUGCCUGAAGGUAUGCAGGAGGACUUCUCUAUCAACCCAUAUGGAUCACCUCUCGCGCCAUCAGCCAUGACUAUGGCACUACGUAACAUUCCAGAAGCAUCGUCGUACCGAAGACCCUCAUCAACUGGCGAAUCUUCGCGUUCGAACAGUCCUCAUGGUGCUCGAACGCCGCGAUCAUACGGAAGUGCUCUCAGUACUUUGAUCCACCAGAAGAGAGCAGCGAUGCUAGCACCUGAGAGCGAUGCUGGUGCAGAGAGUGACAGCAGCGUUCGUUCUUCUUUGGCUUCGAUACCUGUGCGGACCGACUCACCAGCUCCUGAGUUGAGCCUGAGUCGGGUCACCAGUACCCGUGAACACAAACGAAGGAGUCUUGUGCUUCCCAGUCUGGCGAACAACAGCAGACAGCAAUCUCCUACUCGAAGCAUCGCACCUUCUUCGCCUCUACGAGUCGCUAAGCCACGAGUACCAAGUGGUGGAGAUCCUGUUCCUUCACCUCUUACGUCUCCAAUACUCUCUCAUGAUCACCAUUUCCAUUCUCCCAUUCUGCGAGCUCAGUCAUUGCAUCACCACCACCAUCGACGUCAAUCUUCUGCGACACAGUAUUCUGAAUCAUACCGUCCACCUUCUUCACCAAGGCUAAGUGCUGUCAGCAGCAAUCCACAGCCCAAGGCGGUACAAACCUCUAUUAAGGACUUCGAAAUUAUCAAGCCUAUCAGCAAAGGUGCCUUUGGUAGCGUUUAUCUCGCAAAGAAGAAAGUCACGGGAGAUUACUACGCAAUCAAAGUUCUCAAGAAGGCUGAUAUGGUGGCCAAAAACCAAGUCACCAAUGUCAAGGCUGAAAGAGCAAUCAUGAUGUGGCAAGGCGAGAGCGAUUUUGUCGCCAAACUCUACUGGACUUUUGCCAGCAAAGACUAUCUGUAUCUCGUUAUGGAAUACUUGAAUGGAGGUGAUUGCGCUUCUUUGGUCAAAACACUGGGUGGUUUACCUGAAGACUGGGCAAAGAAAUAUCUGGCUGAAGUUGUUCUGGGAGUACAGCAUUUACAUGACAGGCAGAUUGUUCAUCGCGAUCUGAAGCCAGACAAUCUUCUCAUCGACCAGAAAGGUCAUCUGAAGCUCACAGAUUUUGGUCUUUCACGAAUGGGACUUAUCGGGCGUCAGAAGAGAAUGCAAAACAACAAGGUUGGCGAUGCACCAGAUUUGCUCAAGCUGGGCAAACGAGCACCGUCUAUUGAGUCGUCACGCUCUACCUCCUUCGACUUCAACGGUGGCCAGUCUCCAGCUCCUACGCCAGGACUGACACCCGCUCUGGCCGGAGAGCUUGGCCAGCCAUCUUACUUCAGUCUGACGAAGGGAGACUCUCGUGAACCUUCACGACGAACAUCUGGCCAACGUAGCGACAGUGGAGAAAGCGACGCUUUGGCAAAUAUGUUCCGGCGCUUCUCCAUUGUAGAUGAAUCUUCUAGCUACCAGAGGCGUACACCAAUCGAAGAAGAGACCGCUAGCGAAGGUGAAUCACCAGAGCCAUACGCUCUGCAGCCUGUUCUGAGCCACAUGAGUGGUCUUGGCACCCCUCCUGGCCAAUCUGGUAUGCUGCCGCCACCGAUGGCUUUGUUUGACCCCGAUGACAGUUCACGGAGAUUCGUUGGUACACCAGACUACCUCGCUCCAGAAACAAUCAAUGGAAGUGGUCAAGAUGAAAUGAGUGAUUGGUGGUCAUUGGGUUGCAUUCUCUUUGAGUGCUUGUAUGGCUACCCACCAUUCCACGCAGACACUCCCGACCAGGUAUUCCAAAACAUCCUCGAUCGUAAAAUUGACUGGCCCGAAGAUGAGGAAUGCGCCUCAACGCCAGAAGCCAAGGACCUCAUGAACAGACUUAUGUGCUCGGACCCCAAGGAGAGACUAGGAUCCAACAAUGAUGAAAAGUUUGCAAAUGGUGGAGAAGAGAUCAAAGCCCAUCCAUGGUUUGCUGAUGUCGAGUGGGACACACUUCGAGAAGAGGAAGCAUCCUUCAUCCCUGCACCGGCUAAUCCUGAAGAUACGGAGUAUUUCGACUCCCGAGGUGCUACGUUACAAAACUUCAGAGCAGAGUUUGAGGACCAGGUUUCAUCGCCAGCCAAUACUCCUGGCGCCGAUUAUCCAGAACGACCGCAUGACGCCUUGUCCAGGGUUAGAAACCAGGUCAACUCGAUCAAACGAGGGUUGAUGCCAUUGCAUAUACCUCCACACGUUAGAGACGGUCGCAGCAGAAGGUUAAGCGAACCCGUUGCAGCGGAUGACUUUGGCAACUUCCAAUUCAAAAACCUCCCUGUUUUGGAGAAAGCAAACAAGGAUGUCAUCCAGAAACUUCGUGCUGAAGCAAUGCAAGCCCAGAGCAAGGUAGCUCAAGGUCUCGCAUCUCCAUCGCCAGUGGUUGUCUCGCCUUCUCCAUCUGUCGAAUCGAGUCCAGUGGGACCGGCGCCACUAAAACGCACGCUUUCAUCAAACAAGGGAGCUAACAGACCUGCUUCACCCUCACUUCUAAGCAAGACAAACUCGUCCCCAAGCAGAGGCUCACAGCCGUCAUCUCCUUUGUUGGUGUCUUUCAGUGCAGGAGGUCAUCACGAACGCAGGAAAACAUCGACCUCUUCGUCUUUGGCUCAGCAAAUCAGCAGCUUGCAUGGCACCAGUAAUUUGCUAGAUGCUCCGAAUCUGCCAGCUGGAUUCAAAUCUCUCUCCGCAGCUUCAUCUCCAAUCAAGAUUCCAAAGAGUUUGAACGGGCAACAAAGCUACAUGCCAGAGAAAUCUUCGCUACCCAACGGGAGAAGAGGCAGUAUCUCGUCACCACGACAGCGUUCACAUACUAUUGGCUCUCAAGAUGAUGACAUGCCGCCAGGACCAAUCUCUCAAUACAAGCGAAGGAGUAUGGCGUUUGACGCCUCACCCUCAUCUUCAGACAAUGAAGACCAACGGGCAAAGGCUUUAUUGCGAGUUCAACGCCGGAGGCAGAGCACCCGCAGACUAUCUCAAAUUACGUUGGCCGAUGGACCUGCAUUCCGACCCUUGGACGUGUUGAUCUGUGAGGACCAUCCUGUAUCACGCCUUGUCAUGGAGAGACUGCUUGAGAAGCUUCGCUGUCGCACAAUCUCUGUACAAGAUGGUUCUGAAGCAAUGCGUUAUGCUAUGAGUGAAGUCAAGUUCGACAUCAUCAUGAUGGAGUUCAAGUUGCCUCAGAUCAACGGAGCAGACGUGGCACGCAUGAUACGAGAUACUAAGAAUGCAAAUUCGCAUACUCCAAUCGUAGCCGUCACAGGCUAUCUCAAGGAUUUACAAGCACCACACUAUUUCGACGCAUUGAUUGAGAAACCUCCGGACACAGCCAAACUGAUCGAGGUCAUGAGCAGACUCUGCCAAUGGAAGCCACCUCCGCCGGGAUGGACACCAGCACAGUUACCUAUGAUGCCAUCUUCCAGUCUGCGUCGGGAAUCACCUCUGACAGAGGAGAGCCCAACAACUAGUUCGAUAUCUGGGUAUGGAAUGCUCACCAAUAGUUUCCGUGGGUCGAGCAGAGAAGACUCAAUAGGAUCGAGUUCGAUACCCGAGACAGGCAGUCCGUAUGAUUCGAUUCCAGUCAUCAUCAGUAGACACACAAAUGACUGGCAGGAUUCCGAACUUGAGCGCCAGUUCGGCGGCCUAGGGAUCAGUCCAGAGGAAGUGGUACACGCGAGGACGAAGCCUCCGCCAGAGUCUAAGAUGCCGGCGUUGGCAGAACAGAUAUCUGCACCAGGGCAAUUGGAGAGCCAGCGUGAAGUAUCGCCUCGCAAGAAACGAUCAUCAGAAUCAAUCGAAGCUCGCAANAAGUCUCUUGAAAAGGGCAGACACGAAUGCGCAGAAUCUGGAGACGACGAAGACGAAGAGCUAGGCAAUGCUCAAAUCCGAGCACGAUCACCCAAGUCUAAGACACGAGGGGCAUCGAAGCUAGGAACUGAGAUGUUGCGCACGAAUUCCCAAGGCAGCGUUGUGUCGAAUGAAGAAGUCAUGGCAACGCAGAACCUCAAAGCGACGGCGUCACUUACAGGCAACGAGGAAGCGGCAAUUGAAGAGGAGGGAGCUACGUUGACGCCGCCAGAGUUGUUCUUGCCACGCGGUCUCAAUGCCGUGGACUCGGACAGGACGCCACGGCCACACUACACAAGUGACCCCGAUCCUGACCCGACACCACGUGCCUCUACAUCGCCGACACGGAAGGAAUGA